This is a messenger RNA of Lobosporangium transversale, 624 nucleotides long. RefSeq names its product Derlin. The coding region runs from base 1 to 624 and encodes 207 amino acids. NCBI's taxonomy places the organism in Eukaryota, Fungi, Mortierellomycota, Mortierellomycetes, Mortierellales, Mortierellaceae. Gene Ontology annotation, molecular function: misfolded protein binding; ubiquitin-specific protease binding. The record is from RefSeq and is a predicted model, not a curated record. Gene Ontology annotation, cellular component: endoplasmic reticulum membrane; Hrd1p ubiquitin ligase ERAD-L complex. Gene Ontology annotation, biological process: endoplasmic reticulum unfolded protein response. The transcript has 5 exons.
AUGCCCAUCCCAAUAGAAACUUGGUACUAUGAUGUACCAUUGGUGACCCGACUCUACGCCACUGGCGCGGCACUUGUUGCCCUUGCUGUGCAAACAGGAUUCACUAAUGCUUUUCAACUUUACUUUGACUAUGAGUUGGUUUUUUACAAGCACCAGUUCUGGAGACCGAUCACAACAUUCUUGUACUUUGGGCCUCUGGGCCUUGAUUUCGUAUUUCAUAUGUUCUUUUUAGUUCGAUACAGCAGGAUGCUGGAAGAAGGAUCAUUCUAUGGACGUACAAUGGAUUAUGCUUGGAUGUUAUUCCUCUCGGCAUUUUCGCUUUUGUGCCUUUCACCAUUUGUAGCCAUGCCGUUUUUAGGAUCGCCUCUGGCAUUCACACUCGUUUACAUCUGGUCUCGUCGCAAUCCUUCAAUCCCACUCAAUUUUUUGGGCUUGUUUGUUUUUACAGCGCCAUAUCUACCGUGGGUUCUACUCGGAUUCACCCUAUUGUUGAACAGCCACUUCCCAACAGGUGAUCUGAUGGGCAUCGCAGUCGGCCAUAUAUACUAUUUCUUUGAGGAUGUCUGGCCAAAGGAGCUGGCAUCAGGCGGCAGACGUUAUCUUCAGACGCCAUCAUUUCUGUAG